ACAGUUCUCCCUUAUUUGAUAUCAGAGAGCCCAAUGGAGCCUUCUGAAGAACCUAGUCAGAUUAGCAAAGAUAACUUUUUAGAAGUUCCUAAUUUAUCUGAUUCUCUUUCUGAAGAUGAAGAAGUUAAAGCUACCUUCAAACCUGGUUUCUCCCCUCAACCUAGCAGACGAGGUUCGGAUUCGUCUGAAGACAUUUACCUGGAAAAUCCACCUUCAGGUGCAAGAAGAGUUUCAUUUGCUGACACCUUUGGAUUCAAUCUUGUGUCUGUUAAAGAAUUUGAUUGCUGGGAAUUACCGAGUGGUUCAACUGAUUUUGACUUAAGGAAGGACAUUUUCCACACAGAAGAAUAUGUUUUAUCUCCACUAUUUGACCUGCCUUCUUCAAAAGAAGAUCUUAUGCAACAACUUCAAGUACAGAAAGCGAUACUGGAGUCAACAGAGUAUCUUCCUGGGUCUACAAGUAUGAAGGGAAUUAUUCGAGUUUUGAAUAUUUCUUUUGAGAAGUUAGUAUAUGUGAGAAUGUCCUUAGAUGACUGGCAGACAUAUUAUGACAUAUUAGCAGAAUAUGUCCCAAAUUCAUGUGAUGGUGAAACUGACCAGUUCUCCUUUAAGAUUUUAUUGGUUCCUCCUUAUCAGAAAGAUGGCACUAAAGUUGAGUUUUGUAUACGUUAUGAAACUUCUGUUGGUACUUUUUGGUCAAAUAAUAAUGGCACAAAUUAUGUAUUGGUUUGUCAAAAGAAAGAACAAGAGCUGGAGCCUGUAAAACCACCGGAAGAAGUUCCUAAUAGACAAAUAAAAGGCUGCUUAAAGGUAAAAUCAAGUAAAGAAGAUUCAUCAGUAACGUCAGAUGAGAAUAAUUCUGAGAAUUCAAAGAUUACAGAUACCUAUAUCCCAACAAUUGUUUGCUCUCAUGAGGCCAAGGAAGACUUGGAAACCAGUGAUCAAAAUGUAAAAGAUGUAAACAGGGAACAUGAUGAACAUAAUGAAAAAGAAUUAGAGUUGAUGAUAAAUCAACGCUUAAUAAGAAGUACUGCUUCUGGAGAUGAAAAGAAUACAGUCAAUUUUCCAAAUAAAGCUGAGGGGUUAGAAAAGAAGCAAAUUCAUGAUGAAGUAUACACUGACUUGUUUAAAAGACCCUUGUCUUCAAGUUCAUCAGCAGAGAGAUCCUUAAAGGGAGAUUUUCACAGAAAUGAGUGUAGUCAUCAACCUUCAGAGGAAAUUACUCCCAUACUUACAGAUAUGGGAGAAAUCAAGCCAUCAUUUGGAAAUACUAGUAGUGAUGAAUUAGUGCAAUUACAUAUUGGAGGCAAAGAAGUACUGGAUGAUAAUGCUAAUCCAGCCCAAGGGAAAGGCAGAGUGCAAAUAUCUUGUCCGUCUGCAGAUCAAUUAAUGGCAGACAAUCUUAACAAAAAACUUGAAAGAGAAGCUAAAAAAAUUGAAACAAAAGAUUGGGAAUGUUUAAGAAGAGAUUUCCAUUCAGAUUUCCAUUCAGAAGAAUCGACAGAAAAAGGAUCUUCCAAGAAAGACUAUGGCAAUGGUAAGAAUAAGGAGGAGCAAAGAACACAUUUAGGUCUUAAUGAAAAACAAAGCAAACAUUUUCAACCAAUCUUACACGACCAAGAAAGGAAGAUGAGCCACUCUGAAAGUUUGGAAGGGGUGGGAGCUAGUACCAGAAACCUAACUGCUCUGCCGAGUAAAGACACCACAAUUCACGACCAGGCAAUCAGAGCAGAUACAGUCCUUCCACCAAGGACAAAUAUAAACUGGGAAGAAGCUGUGUUAACAACCCCAGACUGUGAUCUUUCGGCUAGCGGAAGCACUACUUUAGGAUGGAUGUCUGGUCGAGCUUGCUCACCAAGAACAAGAAGUGGAAAUGUUUCGAGGAAUGAGUAUCUCUUCCAAAUUGAAGAAGAAAAAUCAGAUUGGAUCGAUUCUGAAGAUCAGAAUAAGAACACACAGCAUAAACAAAGUUGGAAUGCUCCGGAAAGUCAAAGGAAAGGAAGAGAGAGUAAGACACAUAUAACAGAGGAGACCAAAGAGCAAGCAGACUGUGAAGACACGUGGGAAAAAAGAGACAGUACAGGAAGUUUGAAAGCUGCUCCUACAGAAGAAUUGUUUACCUUCCAGGAAGCAGUGAGCUGUGAACUGUCUUCUCUAGCUGAUCAUGGUAUUACUGAGAAAGCAGAAGCAGGUACAGCUUAUAUAAUUAAGACAACAUCAGAAAGUACUCUAGAAAGCAUGUCUGCUAGAGAAAAAGCGGUAAUUGCCAAGCUACCUCAAGAGACAGCACGAAGUGACAGGCCCAUCGAGGUAAAAGAAACAGCAUUUGAUCCACAUGAAGGGAGAAACGAUGAUUCACAUGAUACCCUUUGUCAACGAGAUUCAGCAGCUGUAAUCCAUGACAACAACUUUGAAAAGGAAUCACGUUUAGGUAUUUGUAAUGUACAUGCAGAUGAAACAGAGAAGGAAGAAACCACAUCAUACAAUCCCGGGAAGACACGUGACAGGAAGAAAUGUGGCGUUGCAAAUCCAUCUGUGGAAGAAUCCUCACAGGUCAUUACAGACAAUCAAAAGGCAGCCUCCAAACUAGAUUUACAUUUGGGAAUGUUACCAACAGACAAGAAAAUAUUUCUAGAAAAUAGAGAUCAUGGGCAGGUCCAAGAAUUAUCAAAGAAAACGAACAAAGAUGCCGUUCUUCAUUCUGCUUUAAAUUCAGACACUGAUAGGGCUUCUCAGGAUGACUCUCACAUUUCCAGUCACCAUGCUCAAACCUCAGUGCCAUCUCAUGAACAGGCAACUGCUGUAGAGAAUGCAGUUGCUGCUGCCAUGCCUCUCCAAUCUGUUUCUCCUAAAUCAGAAUAUAAUUGUAACCCAACAAGUGUAAUCCAGGGUAUGGAGAAGCACCCUCAUCCUGCAUCUCCAUCUGAAGAAGAUUCCAAAAGUUCAGGAAUAGAGACAUCAGGUAGCAGGAGGGAGAGAUGUACAGGCCAGAUUUUCCAGCAGGGAGAAUGUGGUGCGGAGACAUCUCUAGGGCCAACUAUUUUAAUCAGCGAAGCUUUUGAGAACAUAGAAGAGGCAAGGCAUGAGGAUGAAGGAUUAAUAAACUCUGGGCAAUCACUGUGCUCUCCAGGUGACAAGGCAUCUGAGAGCUCUGCCUCUGAUAGUCUCCCUGCCCAGGAAAGUCAAGCUCAAAGCAGUGAAUCUCUGCUUUCGAAAUACAUCAACUCUAAAGUACCUUAUUUCCUUUUGUUUCUGAUAUUUCUUGUGACCAUCUAUCAGUAUGACUUAAUGAUCGGCUUGGCAUUCUACCUUUUUUCAUUGUACUGGCUAUCCUGGGACGGGGGAAGACAAAAGGAGUCUGUCAAAAAGAAGUAACCUCGGCACUACUGUCCUUCUCUCUUAAAAGAUGAGCUAUUGGGCCCCAAACAUUUGGAUUGGUGAAAGAGACUAUUCAUUGUUCAAAGAGCCAGUGCAGUUUUCCUCUUGAAGGAUCAUUUAAAAAGGAAUGCGUAUGAAGUUUGCUCCUUCAUAUAAGUAAUUAUUCUAUAUAGGACCAUUAUGUUUGGAUCAUUAAAUACCUAUAUGAAUAUGAGAUCUGAAGCACGUCAAGUUGAAAUUAGGUACAGCUGUUGCUCCUUAGCAGGCUAUGAAGUUUCAAUGCUUCAUGUCUCUUCACUACUUAAAGUGCCAUUUCUUGCAUUCAAUUCUUUUGCAGUAAAGUUUCAUUUUUUUUUUUUCCCUGAGAGUAUUUUUUCCCUCUACGGUUUUUAAAAUAUCGAUAAAACAUGGACAAUGGCAGAGGACUUUUUUGGUCUUUUAAUAUUGACCAUGAAAUUUGCAUUUACCACUGUAUCAGCACGUUUUGAUAAAUCAAAUCUGUCAACUUUGAUUUCAUA
Molecule: messenger RNA, 3896 nt
Organism: Camelus dromedarius (Arabian camel)
Lineage: Eukaryota; Metazoa; Chordata; Mammalia; Artiodactyla; Camelidae
Gene: PPP1R3A
Product: protein phosphatase 1 regulatory subunit 3A
Exons: 4
Coding region: 34-3375 (1113 amino acids)
Biological process (GO): regulation of glycogen biosynthetic process
Cellular component (GO): protein phosphatase type 1 complex
Molecular function (GO): glycogen binding; protein phosphatase 1 binding
Source: RefSeq, a predicted model, not a curated record